Archocentrus centrarchus (flier cichlid) is the source of this 1025-nucleotide messenger RNA. Its product is annotated as elastase-1-like. Gene Ontology annotation, molecular function: serine-type endopeptidase activity. The transcript has 8 exons. Gene Ontology annotation, biological process: proteolysis. NCBI's taxonomy places the organism in Eukaryota, Metazoa, Chordata, Actinopteri, Cichliformes, Cichlidae. The record is from RefSeq and is a predicted model, not a curated record. The coding region runs from base 110 to 916 and encodes 268 amino acids.
GAAAAGAACAGUCAUAUUUUUCCACAUCAGUUGAAGGUCAAGUUCGGGUAUAAAAGAAGACAAGAAGCACUGGGUCCUUGCAGACACACUUUUUUGACUCACUGCAGACAUGCUCAGGUUUUUGGUGUUGACAAGUCUUGCAGCCUUGGUUCUGGCUGAGCUGAAGCCCCAGCCCAGGUACCUGAAGGAUGGCUUUGAGAGGGUUAUAGGAGGUGAGGUGGCUCAACCCAACACCUGGCCCUGGCAGAUCUCCCUUCAGUACAAAUCUGGCAGCAGUUACUACCACACAUGUGGAGGAACUCUGGUCCAGAGAGGCUGGGUUAUGACCGCUGCUCACUGUGUGGACAGCCCCCGGACGUGGCGUGUCGUUCUUGGUGAACAUGACCUCUACAGCAACAGUGGCAGAGAGCAGAUCAUAGAAGUCGGUCAAGUUUAUAUCCACCCCAAAUGGGAUGCUAGCAAACUGUCUCAGGGGAAUGAUAUUGCCCUGCUGAAACUGGCCUCUGAGGCCACCCUCAAUGCUUAUGUCAAGCUGGGCUCUCUGCCUCCCUCUGGCCAGAUUCUACCCAACAACAACCCCUGCUACAUCACGGGUUGGGGGGUCACUUCCACCGGUGGUAGCCUGUCCCCUGAGCUGAAGCAGGCCUACCUUCCUCUUGUGGACUACGCGACCUGCUCCAGUCCUGACUGGUGGGGCAGCACUGUGAAGACCAACAUGGUGUGUGGUGGAGGUGGAUAUGACUCUGGAUGCAAUGGUGACUCUGGUGGACCUCUUAACUGCUUGUAUAAUGGAAAUUACUAUGUGCACGGUAUUGCCAGCUUUGUGUCUGGUCUGGGAUGCAAUACUUUCCAGAAGCCUACUGUCUUCACCCGUGUCUCUGCCUACAUUGAAUGGAUGGACUCGAUCAUGUACUAAGUGGAAGAAUUGUUCAUGCCACAGAGACUAUAUUCCAUCAUGUUUUCAUCUACUGUACCGACUCACUUGUCCAGUGUCAUUCUGCAAAAAUAAAUGUGAUUACAUUUUG